AUGUCCGCUGCCCAUAACGCCGCCUGUAUUUUCUGCAAGAUUAUCAAGGGUGAUAUCCCCUCUUUCAAGCUCAUUGAAACCCCAUUGACCUAUUCUUUCCUCGAUAUCCAGCCAACUUCCAAGGGCCAUGCCUUGGUGAUUCCAAAGUACCACGGCGCCAAAUUGCACGAUAUCCCAGAUGAGUACCUUGCUGACUUGUUGCCUGUUGCUAAGAAGCUCGCCAUUGCCGCCGGCGUUGCCAUUGAGGGUCCAGGUGGCAUUGGCUACAACAUUUUGCAGAAUAAUGGGAGAAUCGCCCAUCAGGAAGUCGACCAUGUUCACUUCCACAUGAUUCCAAAGGUCGACGCUGCUACCGGUUUGGGGGUCGAAUGGCCAGCUCAGGAGACUGACUUUGAAAAAUUAGGGGCUUUGCACAAGGAAUUAACCGCUGCUCUUGAACAACAAGUCAGUAAUACCAUGGUUGAUGAAAAGAAGCCGCUUUUAGAUGCCUCUGGCUCUGAUAUCAAGCAAGACGAUGGUACCGCCACCGCCAUUUUGAGAAGAAAGAAGAAGGACAAUGCCUUAAUCGUCGACGAUGCCGUCAACGACGACAAUUCCAUCAUUUCCAUGUCCUCCAACACCAUGGAGCUCCUCCAGCUCUUCCGUGGUGACACUGUCCUCGUCAAGGGUAAGAAGAGAAAGGACACUGUCCUUAUUGUCCUUGCCGAUGACGAUUUGGAAGACGGAAUUGCCCGCGUCAACCGUGUUGUCCGUAACAACUUGCGUGUACGCCUCGGUGAUAUCAUCACCGUGCACCCAUGUCCAGACAUCAAGUACGCCUCCAGAAUCUCGGUGCUUCCUAUUGCCGACACCGUUGAGGGCCUUACCGGUUCUCUCUUCGAUGUUUACUUGAAGCCAUACUUCGUGGAGGCCUAUAGACCCGUUAGAAAGGGCGAUCUAUUCAUCGUCAGAGGUGGUAUGAGACAGGUUGAAUUCAAGGUUGUUGACGUUGAACCUGAGGAGUACGCCAUUGUUGCCCAGGACACCAUUAUCCACUGCGAAGGCGAACCAAUCAACCGUGAAGACGAGGAAAACAACCUCGCCGAUGUUGGUUACGACGACAUUGGUGGCUGCAGAAAGCAGAUGGCUCAGAUCCGUGAGUUGGUCGAAUUGCCAUUGAGACAUCCACAACUUUUCAAGUCCAUUGGUAUCAAGCCACCAAAGGGGAUUUUGAUGUACGGUCCACCCGGGACCGGUAAAACCCUUAUGGCCCGUGCCGUUGCCAACGAGACCGGUGCGUUUUUCUUCCUCAUCAACGGUCCAGAAAUCAUGUCCAAGAUGGCCGGUGAGUCUGAAUCCAACCUCCGUAAGGCGUUCGAGGAAGCCGAGAAAAACUCCCCGGCUAUCAUCUUUAUCGACGAAAUCGACUCCAUCGCCCCUAAGCGUGACAAGACCAACGGUGAAGUCGAGAGACGUGUGGUCUCCCAGUUGUUGACCCUCAUGGACGGUAUGAAGGCGAGAUCCAACGUUGUCGUCAUUGCUGCCACUAACAGACCAAACUCCAUUGACCCGGCCUUAAGACGUUUUGGUCGUUUCGACAGAGAGGUAGACAUUGGUAUCCCGGAUGCUAUCGGUCGUCUCGAGGUGUUGCGCAUCCACACCAAGAACAUGAAACUUGCUGACGGUGUCGAUUUAGAAUCCAUCGCCGCUGAGACCCAUGGUUAUGUCGGUGCCGAUAUUGCCUCCUUGUGUUCCGAAGCUGCUAUGCAACAGAUCCGUGAAAAGAUGGAUCUUAUUGACCUCGAAGAGGAAACCAUCGAUGCUGAAAUCUUGGACUCCCUUGGGGUCACCAUGGAAAACUUCCGGUUCGCCCUUGGUACCUCCAACCCGUCCGCCUUGCGUGAAACCGUUGUCGAAAGUGUUAAUGUCACUUGGGACGACAUCGGUGGUCUUGACAAAAUCAAAGAUGAGUUGCGUGAGACGGUUGAAUACCCGGUUUUACACCCAGAGAAGUACGCCAAGUUCGGGCUUUCUCCAUCAAAGGGGGUGUUGUUCUUCGGUCCACCCGGUACCGGUAAGACGUUGCUCGCCAAGGCUGUCGCCACCGAGGUUUCCGCUAACUUCAUCUCCGUUAAGGGUCCGGAAUUAUUGAGUAUGUGGGUUGGUGAGUCUGAAUCUAACGUCAGAGACAUCUUCGACAAGGCCAGAGCUGCGGCCCCGACUGUUGUGUUCUUGGAUGAGUUGGACUCCAUUGCCAAGGCCCGUGGUGCCUCUCCGGGCGACUCUGGUGCCACCGACCGUGUGGUGAACCAGUUGUUGACCGAAAUGGACGGUAUGAACGCCAAGAAGAACGUUUUCGUCAUCGGUGCUACCAACAGACCAGACCAGAUUGAUCCAGCAUUGUUGAGACCAGGACGUCUUGAUCAGUUGAUCUAUGUGCCAUUGCCAGACGAGAAGGCCAGAUUGUCUAUCUUGGAAGCACAAUUGCGCAAGACUCCGUUAGAGCCAGGCUUGACCUUGCACGAGAUUGCCAAGAACACCAAUGGUUUCUCCGGUGCCGAUUUGUCCUAUAUUGUGCAAAGAGCUGCCAAGUUCGCCAUUAAGGACUCCAUUGAAUACCAGAUCCGUUCCGACCUCGAAAAGGAGAAGAAGGCGGCUGAAAAGGCGGCCCAGGAGGAGGCCGGUGUCAAAGUCGAGGACGUUGAAAUGGAGGCUCCUGUUGAGGAAGAGGAGGAUCCAGUUCCAUACAUCACCAAGAGCCACUUCGAGGAGGCUAUGAAGACCGCUAAGCGUUCUGUUUCCGAUGCCGAUUUGAGGCGUUACGAGGCGUACGCCCAGCAGUUGCAAGCCUCUAGAGGUCAGUUCACCAACUUUAAGUUCCCAGACGGUACUGCCGACGGCCCUGCUGCUGGUGCUGAGGGUGACGCUUCUGGCGCUGCUUUCGGUGCUAACGAUGAGGAUGAUGAUCUCUAUAGUUAG
Babjeviella inositovora NRRL Y-12698 is the source of this 2958-nucleotide messenger RNA. It is a transcript of the gene CDC48, whose product is annotated as AAA family ATPase. The coding region runs from base 1 to 2958 and encodes 985 amino acids. Lineage: Eukaryota; Fungi; Ascomycota; Pichiomycetes; Serinales. Gene Ontology annotation, molecular function: ATP hydrolysis activity; ATP binding; polyubiquitin modification-dependent protein binding. Gene Ontology annotation, cellular component: cytosol; nucleus; VCP-NPL4-UFD1 AAA ATPase complex. The transcript is spliced from 4 exons. Gene Ontology annotation, biological process: retrograde protein transport, ER to cytosol; autophagosome maturation; mitotic spindle disassembly. The record is from RefSeq and is a predicted model, not a curated record.